This is a messenger RNA of Staurois parvus, 327 nucleotides long. The record is from the annotation of a GenBank genome assembly. NCBI's taxonomy places the organism in Eukaryota, Metazoa, Chordata, Amphibia, Anura, Ranidae.
CACUCUAACCGCUGUUGGCUCGGUCAUGUGAUCAGCUGUGUCCAAUCACAGCUUAUCACAUGGCACUGAUGAUCAGUGUGCCCUGAUGAUCAGUGUAGCCCCAGCAGUGCCAGCUGUCAGUGCUCAUCAAUGCCAGCUGUCAGUGCUCAUCAAUGCCACAUAGUGCCUACCAAUGCACAUCAAUGCCACAUAUCAGUGCCAGUCAGUGCCACCUAUCCAUGCCAGUCAGUGCCACAUAUAAGUGCUGCCAAUCAGUGCCACCUAUCAGUGCCAUAUAUGAGUGUUGCCUUUCAGUGCCCAUCAGUGAUGCCUGUCAAUGCUCAUCAG